Molecule: messenger RNA, 2446 nt
Organism: Scatophagus argus
Lineage: Eukaryota; Metazoa; Chordata; Actinopteri; Scatophagidae
Exons: 8
Coding region: 876-2216 (446 amino acids)
Source: RefSeq, a predicted model, not a curated record
GACCCACAGUUGGUGACGUAAAAUAAUGCUGGAAGAAGCCAUGCUAACGCUAAGCUAAGCUGAGCUGAGCGACAGAGACAGAAUGGAGAUUAGCAAAGGACAGAACCCAGAAGAUUGUGCUGUUAAUAAGCUUUUACUAAAGUGCUUGUGUACCUCUUUGUUCAAACCAACCACAGUAAAAGAUAACACAGAGCAUGUCGAUUAGAGUAAAUCCACAACACCAAACACCAGAUGAGCAAGCAGGACAGAACAGAAACAGGAAGUGACUCAACACGUGACACAAUGCCCGGGAGAGCACAAGCCUUAGCAUUGUUGCCUCACAGUGCUAAGGCAACAGUAAUAGACAAAACUUCCAAAUGUGCAACCAUUCACACUAAAUCAGUUCCAGAACCAUCAUACACCUAUUGCAAUUUUGAUUGGUUCUCCAAAAAAACAAUGACAGUUGUUGUCUCCACAGCAUAAGAACGCCUUCCAGGAAGCUUUGCUUCAUUUACAACUGGCACCUGUUGGAAGCUGGUCUGGCGCAAUCAAAAUUACUAGAAGACAUGCCCCAAAGACUAAUCCUCUGUCCAUUGUGCCUGGUGCCAUAUUCUUCCUUGCGCCAGCACUGCCUCAAGUUCCACAAACUGUCCAAUCGAACCGAAUUAAGGCUGAUCCUGAAUUAUGCCUCGGCUAUGUGAGUCUACAUUAAGUUAUAUGCAAAAACAACUUCCGUUAAUGUGCACUUAUGGUGAUAUGUGCACCAUAUCUGUUGAGCUUUCAGUAUAGUUUCUUUGAUUUUUUUAUUCCUUUUAUUUUUCAGUCAUGCCGGUCAAUUGAACUGUCCAGUAUGCAGAGUCAAAAACCUUGCACGACUGGACAAACAUCUCGAACAUAUGCACAAGGAAAUUAAGAGAGAUCAAUACAAUGGGAUUGUUCGCCAAGCCAAAAAGAAGGCCAAAUUAAAAGCUCUGAGGCAGCUGAGAAGAUCCAAUCCCCAACCAGCUAUGGUCAGCACACUGGACCUGAAUCACCCCAACCUCUCUAGCAGUGAGGAGGAAGAUGAGGAAAAGGGGAGCAGAAGGCGGGAGGACAAUUCAUCACAGCAGAAUGGUGAAACAGGAGAGGACGACCCAGGCCCCAGUACGUCUGGUGUCUCCUAUCAAAGCAAUUCACCUGUCACAAAGUGUAAGGAAUGUUCCACUCUCCACCUCAAAGUCCGUCACUUGAGGAAAAAGCUGUUGGCAUAUUCUAAUGCUAACACAGCUCCACCAUCUACUCCCACUACUGAAACACUUCCACUUCAGAAGAAGUACAAGAGGACAUCACUGCCAUUGGACACAAGUAAACUGACCCGCUUUGAGAAGCUUCUGAACAUCUGGUUUCAGCACAUUACCGGCCCAGGCAAGAGACAGGCGGAAAAUGCCAGGCAGCGCGUGACCCACGUUCGCCAAUGGGCCAUAUUCAUGGCAGACUCAAAAGUCACAGACUUGGUUAUGUCUUUUCUGAGCAACAGACAGCGGCUUCUUGAAUGGGUAUCAAGCCUGAAGAGGCAUGCUGUCACUACGCAGCUUAUCAUCAUCAGCAAUGUUCGAGGCUUUCUGAAGUUUUUGUUGGAGGCACAACUACCUGAGGUAAAAGCUCCCCGCAAACAUUUAGAGGGAGCCCUAUUCACGCUGCAGACCCUGGCAAAGUCACCCCGGAAGGAUUUACAGACCCACCGACAAGCUGUGCGCAUUAGAAAGUCAAGUUUGCUUGUCAAUCCAACACACAUCACUAACUUCCUACGCAAGGCACAGAAGGCAAUACCAGAAACUCUCUGUAAGUAUUGUGGGAGUGACUUUGAACAAGUUCAAGUGGAAACAGAGCAGUGUGUGACUUUCCUCACAACAGUAUCCUUAUGCUUCACAGCAAGUCUGACGCAAAAGCCAAAUAAGGACAAGCUCGACAGGUUCUAUGGUUUGCUAGCAGGGUUUAUUGUUUGCACCACUGGCCACAGGAAGGGUGUUGUUGCCAACAUGACAGUUGAGGAGGUCACCUCUGCGCAGUGUGAUGCCUCACAGCAGCGAAUAAUUGGGGUUAAGCAACACAAAACCCGAGACACAUUUGGUCAUGCACAAGUUCCCCUGACCAAAACAGAAUACAUGUGGUUCAACAAAUUCAUCUACCACCGCCACAAGUUUCCUUGUGAUGACUCAGACAUUCUAUUCUCUAACAGCAAUUGGGGGGCCAUAUAAGGACAUCAUGGAAGCCUUUCAGCGCUGCUGGGCAGAUUUUGGCCUGCCAGGAAAACCAACCUUCUCUCUCAUCCGGAGCAGCAUCAGCACUUGUAUUGGGAGAUCGCUGCAGGAAAGCAAGAAAGCUAAUGUCCGCCGGAUGAUGUGCCACUCAAACACCACAGCAGAAAGGUUUUAUGAGGCAGACCUGAACUUCAACGAGGCUUUCCAGACACGGAAGGACACUGCCU